Messenger RNA from Linum tenue, 159 nucleotides. The record is from the annotation of a GenBank genome assembly. NCBI's taxonomy places the organism in Eukaryota, Viridiplantae, Streptophyta, Magnoliopsida, Malpighiales, Linaceae.
AUGCAGCAGCAGGGGGACUCCUUCGUGAUCAUCUUGGGAGAUGUCUCGAUGCAUUCAUUUGUAAUUUGGGAAGCUGCACUAUCACCAUGGCCGAACUUAGAGGAGCAAAAGUUGGACUUCAGCGAGCGUGGGAUAGAGGAUUUUGCAAGGUGGAGCUAA